AUGGUGCACUGGACAGCCGAGGAGAAGCAGCUCAUCACCAGUGUCUGGAGCAAGGUCAACGUGGAGGAAUGCGGUGCCGAGGCCCUGGCCAGGCUGCUGAUUGUCUACCCCUGGACCCAGAGAUUCUUCGCUUCAUUCGGGAACCUCUCCAGCCCCACCGCCAUCACCGGCAACCCCAGGGUCCGUGCCCAUGGCAGGAAAGUGCUCACCUCUUUUGGGGAAGCCGUGAAGAACCUGGAUAACAUUAAAUCGACCUACUCCAAGCUGUCUGAGCUUCACUGCGACAAGCUGCAUGUGGACCCCGAGAAUUUCAGGCUCCUUGGAGACAUCUUAAUCAUUGUCCUGGCUUCCCACUUUGCCAGGGAUUUCACCCCUGCUUGCCAGUUUGCCUGGCAAAAGCUGGUCGGUGUCGUGGCUCACGCUCUGGCCCGCAAGUACCACUGA
Molecule: messenger RNA, 444 nt
Organism: Opisthocomus hoazin
Lineage: Eukaryota; Metazoa; Chordata; Aves; Opisthocomiformes; Opisthocomidae
Product: hemoglobin subunit epsilon
Biological process (GO): oxygen transport; hydrogen peroxide catabolic process
Cellular component (GO): hemoglobin complex; haptoglobin-hemoglobin complex; blood microparticle
Molecular function (GO): organic acid binding; heme binding; haptoglobin binding
Source: RefSeq, a predicted model, not a curated record